Molecule: messenger RNA, 1092 nt
Organism: Aspergillus affinis
Lineage: Eukaryota; Fungi; Ascomycota; Eurotiomycetes; Eurotiales; Aspergillaceae
Product: metal homeostatis BSD2 family protein
Exons: 3
Coding region: 1-1092 (363 amino acids)
Biological process (GO): ubiquitin-dependent protein catabolic process; metal ion transport; vacuolar transport
Cellular component (GO): endoplasmic reticulum; perinuclear region of cytoplasm; Golgi apparatus
Source: RefSeq, a predicted model, not a curated record
AUGAGCUCGCAGCGUUACCAGCGGGUGAACGCCCAUGACGAUGAGGAGGCGCCACAGUCCCAAUCGUCGAUCCCUCUCCGAACCAACCCAACGCCCUCUUCUCCGCCGCCCUCAUUUCGCUCCCGCUCCUCCUCUCCCUCAACGAGGCGUCUUCUCCGAGAUGACCCCAAUGAUAACGGUGCCGAAGAGACCCUCGCUGCUGCAUUUGGCGAUGGCAGCGAUUCCGAAGUAGAUGACGAACCCGAUGACCGCCAACGACUCAUGCGGGCCCAGCCCGAAUCCCAACCGAUCGCGGAUAGCAACACCAUAGCGAGUGCCUCUUCAUCGGGCGCAGGCAGCGGAUCACAAUCGUCAAGGGAGCGCAUUCCCGCAAUGCAACGGCGACCGACGAUUUUGCCGUCGUUUAAUGGCUCCAGCUCGGGCCCUGGUCGCAUGAUUAGUUCCUCCAACGAUGGCGUCUUCGCAAACCUGGCGGCUAAGCCUGAGCGAGGGGAGAAGAAUGAAGAUAUGCCUCCGUCCUAUGAGGAAGCCGCCGCUGACGCCACUCCGCCUUACUGGGAAACGACUAUUCUUGCGCCUGGCAUUGCGUCCGAUGAGGUGUAUGUAGAUGGACUACCGGUCGGAUCGGUUUUCUCGUUUGUCUGGAAUGCAAUGAUUUCGAUGUCAUUCCAGCUCGUCGGGUUCCUGCUCACAUAUCUCCUUCACACUACACAUGCGGCAAAGAAUGGAAGCCGAGCAGGUCUGGGUCUUACCCUGGUGCAGUACGGUUUCUAUAUGAAGGGUGGCAGUGAAUCUCGAGGGGGCGAAGAGGGUUCCGACCAGUAUGCCACGCCGUCCGACCCUAACAGCCACAACUUUGACCCCAACUCGGUCAACGAGAGUUCGGGAGGUGACGGAGGCAGCGCCGCGGGCAUCAGCACGAGUGACUGGAUUUCGUAUAUCCUGAUGAUCGUGGGGUGGUUCAUACUGAUUAGGGCCAUCAGCGAUUUCCUACGAGCUCGACGGCACGAGCAGUUGGUGCUGCAGAGCCCGGAUCGAGGGUUGGGAGUUCCGGUUAUCGCGGAAGGCGAGCGAUCGGAGACCGUUGUCUAA